GCCACUGGGCUGAUCCUUCGAAGAUGCAUCUUAGAUGAAGAAGGCAUCGCUUACUGGGAGCCUCCAACGUACAUCAAGUGUGUUUCUAUUGAUUACAGGAACAUACAGAUGAUGACCAGGGAACACCUUGCCAAAGCUCAGCGUGGGUUGAUGGGAGAUGGGCUGUCAGAUGUGCUCCAGAACCUUGUGGAAAUCUCCCAGGAUGGGACCAGCUACAGUGGGGACCUGCUGUCCACCAUGGAUGUACUCAGGAACAUGACAGAGAUCUUCCGUAGGGCUUAUCACAGCCCGACUUCUGGGGAUGUGCAGAACUUCGUCCAGAUCAUCAGCAACAUUUUGUCAGAGGAAAACCGGGAAAAAUGGGAGGAAGCCCAGCUGAUAGGGCCAAAUGCCAAGGAGCUGUUCAGGCUCGUGGAGGAUUUCAUUGAUGUCAUCGGCUUCCGCAUGAAAGAUUUCCGGGAUUCCUACCAAGUCACUGACAAUCUGGUCCUUGGUAUCCACAAAUUGCCUGCAAAUGCAGCAACUGACAUCACCUUCCCCAUGAAAGGCUGGAGGGGAAUGGUGGACUGGGCCAAGAACUCGGAGGACAAGGUCACUGUCUCCAAGAGCAUCCUGUCUUCAGGGCUCUCAGUGUCGGACGACUCCUCCGUCUUCGUGGUUGGGACCGUGCUCUACCGGAACGUGGGUAACAUCCUCUCCCUGCAGAGGAACAGCACCGUUCUGAACUCCAAAGUCAUCUCUGUGACUGUGAAGCCAUUCCCUCGGUCUCUCCUCACCCCUCUGGAAAUCGAAUUCUCCCACCUGUACAACGGAACCACCAACCAGACCUGCAUCCUGUGGGAUGAAAAUGAUGGCAGAGCCUCCGCCUCCGCCUCUCCGCCCGGCGCCUGGUCCUGGCGCGGCUGCCGAACGGUCCCGCUCGACGCCUCCCGGACCAAGUGCCUGUGUGACCGGCUCUCCGCCUUCGCCAUCUUAGCCCAGCUCAGCCCCGACAUGAACAUGGAAAAGGUGCUGGUCCCUUCUGUCACGUUAAUUGUAGGCUGUGGAGUAUCCUCGCUGACACUUUUGCUGUUGAUUAUCAUUUAUGUCUCUGUUUGGAGGUACAUCCGCUCGGAGCGCUCCGUCAUCCUCAUCAACUUCUGCCUCUCCAUCAUCUCCUCCAACGCCCUCAUCCUCAUCGGACAGACCCAGACCCGGAAUAAGGUGAUCUGCACGCUGGUGGCGGCUUUCUUGCACUUCUUCUUCCUCUCCUCUUUCUGCUGGGUGCUGACCGAGGCCUGGCAGUCCUACAUGGCCGUGACGGGCCGGUUACGGAACCGCAUCAUCCGCAAGCGCUUCUUGUGUCUCGGAUGGGGGCUCCCUGCCUUGGUGGUUGCCAUUUCCGUGGGAUUUACUAAAGCCAAGGGAUACGGCACCGUGAACUACUGCUGGCUGUCAUUAGAGGGAGGACUCCUCUAUGCCUUCGUGGGACCGGCUGCUGCUGUCGUUUUGGUGAACAUGGUUAUUGGCAUUCUGGUUUUUAACAAACUUGUAUCCAAAGAUGGAAUAACAGAUAAGAAACUGAAGGAACGGGCAGGUCAGAUGGCAGUGCCCCUUUACGGCAUGACGCUCAAAUGUUCCAAGUGUGGAGUAGUUUCUUCUGCUGAAGUUUCGGCCACAGCCACCAGUAACGCCAUGGCAUCCCUCUGGAGCUCCUGCGUGGUGCUGCCCCUGCUGGCUCUCACCUGGAUGUCUGCAGUCCUGGCCAUCACCGACCGGCGCUCGGCGCUUUUCCAAAUCCUUUUCGCCGUCUUCGACUCCUUGGAGGGAUUUGUCAUCGUCAUGGUCCACUGCAUCCUCAGGCGGGAGGUCCAGGAUGCUGUGAAGUGCCGGGUUGUCGAUCGUCAGGAGGAAGGGAAUGGAGACUCAGGGGGGUCGUUUCAGAACGGACACGCUCAGCUGAUGACUGAUUUCGAGAAGGACGUGGACAUGGCUUGUAGAUCAGUGCUGAACAAAGACAUCACCACGUGCAGAACCUCGACCAUCACGGGGACCCUGAAGCGCCCGUCGCUGCCCGACGAGGAGAAACUGAAACUCAACCACCAGAAAGGCUCAUCCAACUUCAACAGUCUUCCAGCCAACGUCUCCAAGAUGCACCUUCAGGGCUCCCCACACUACCUGGGGGCCAUCAACCUGAACGAGUUCAGCAACCACUCCCUCACCCUGAAGAAGGACAAGAACCAGCCGCCGAAAUCCAUCUACAUCUGCGACGGGGACAUCUUCAAGAAGUUGGACUCGGAGCUCUCGCGGGCGCAAGAGCAGACCCUGGACACCAGCUACGUGAUCCUGCCCACCAACACGUCCACCUUGAGGGCCAAACCCAAGGAUGAGAGCAAAUACAGCAUCAACAUCGACCAGAUGCCUCAGACACGGCUCAUCCACCUCAGCAUGGCCACCGACCCCGGCUUCACGGUCAAGAGUCCCCCGCGGGAGCCGGUGACCAUGGCGUGCAGCGAGGUGCAGGGUUCCUCCAUGAUCCAGCAGCAGCAGCAGCUGGCUCCACAGAACAUCUCCAACGAGUCACAGAUUCCCAACAGCCUGUGUGACACGGGUGACUCAGGGAACUCAGGUGUGGUGUCCAAGAGCGAGACCGUCUCCACCCUCUCCAUGAGCUCCUUGGAGAGGCGGAAAUCCCGGUAUGCAGAGUUAGAUUUUGAGAAAAUCAUGCACACAAGGAAACGUCACCAAGACAUGUUCCAGGACCUGAACAGAAAACUCCAGCACGCAGAGAAGGAGAAGGAGUCUCCAACAACGGACAGCAAGCAAGAAAAACAGCAGACACCAAACAAGAGACCCUGGGAAGGCAUCAGGAAAGUCCAGUCCCCGCCAUCAUGGGUUAAAAAGGACAUCGAACCUGUGGCACAGUCUCCCCUAGAACUAAAAACUGUAGAGUGGGAGAAAACAGGGGCCACCAUCCCCUUGGUGGGACAAGACAUUAUUGACCUUCAGACAGAGGUCUGA
Serinus canaria (Common canary) is the source of this 3000-nucleotide messenger RNA. Its product is annotated as adhesion G protein-coupled receptor B1. Gene Ontology annotation, biological process: engulfment of apoptotic cell; cell surface receptor signaling pathway; negative regulation of angiogenesis. The record is from RefSeq and is a predicted model, not a curated record. Gene Ontology annotation, molecular function: G protein-coupled receptor activity. The transcript is spliced from 24 exons. Bases 109 to 3000 code for a protein of 963 amino acids. NCBI's taxonomy places the organism in Eukaryota, Metazoa, Chordata, Aves, Passeriformes, Fringillidae. Gene Ontology annotation, cellular component: dendrite; membrane; postsynaptic density.